ACUUCGGUUAUCUACGGUGCUCGUGGCUGUUGGCUUCAGCAACACGAUCAUAUUGUUGUUGACAACCAAGCUGCAACGGACGUUAGUCGCUGACGACGACGUAUAUUUUGCCGACGUCGACGCCACUCUCUGGCAUAGGAAGUGGUUGCAUUCGGCAGUGUCCACUACAAACACAACAACACCGGCUAACGACAUGAAUACAGACGUAUUCAAACCCAAGAAUUGAUUGCAAUAACAGCCAAAUUAGCUCUUUUGGUUAAGUCGUCGGCAGCUACAGCUCAGCGCUUUAAGAUAAAUGUACAAUAGUGAGCAGCGCACUGCGCAGAGCAUAGCCGAACAGAGCGGCGCGAAAGAGCAGAAAUAGCUCAAYAUCGUGUAUCUCACGGUGUCUGUGUUUGUGUAUGCCAUACCCAUUCGUAGUAUCUUAAUAUCUUGCUUGCUUUUGAGCAGAGUGGGUACACACCGAACGAUCGACCGCUUUGAGCGACCAAACAGCCAGCCGCCAGACAACUAAGUCAAGCAGCAGCGACGGUAAUAGCAACUGUAAAGACUAAGUGAAUGAAAAAAGUUUUUUCUUUCCAUUAGUGCGCGCUAGCUGAGGGGUUUAUUUAUUCAGAGACAGAUCCCGUGUGUGGACAUUAUUUUCCGAAACGUUCGCUAAGGAGCACACGACGAACAUAACGCGACUCAGUAUCAAAUGAAACAAAUCGAAUCGAUGAUUACGGUCCGCAUAUUAAAAGUUAAUAAAAUCGAAAAGUUCCGCGUUGCAUUAUUUUAAUUGAAAGACAUUUGACUUGUCGCAGAUUUUUUUGAAAUGUUUCGCGAGCUAUGCGAAUUAUUUGCAUGCACAACAGUAAAUGUGAAGUGUAAAUUGUUAUCACACCGCCGCGUAGCAGUUGUUWGUUGUUAAGUAAUAAUCGCGUGAUUCCAAAAGGGCCUUGAGCUCCAUAGGCUUUGGGAGCAAACUUGUGGGUUAAAUACCAAAAUAAUAAAUAGGUUUUACUGUAGCUGAAGUGAAUAUAUCCGAUCGAGCAAAACCUCAAGCAGUGACGACAGUAUGCAUUGUGUUUAAUUAAAGUGAAAAUUUAAAAAUAAAGUGUGUAAAUCAAAAAAUACGAAUUUUCUUUCAUUACAAACCGCCGAAAUAGCGACGGCUAGACGGCAAAUAUCACAAGAAGCAGCUACAAUAGAGGCGAAAAAUACGCGCAAGAUAAACGCUUUAUUAAAAAUAUUAAAAUUCAAAAAUAGAAUUUUCACGCAAACUGCACUAUUCAACCACAUCGAACACGGCGAGCACCAGAUUUGUUUGUAGGUCUAUAAACGAGAAGGCUAACAAAGCGACGGCGCCUAAAUACACGGUAAUCCAAAUUGUAGAAAUUCAUUGAUAAACGAAUGACGGAAGAAGAUCAUAAGCGCCAAGCUAAGGACCGACUGCACAGCCUAAAGAGUACCAUCUAAAUAAGAUCGAAAGCAUAAAGAACAAAAAAAAAAAAAAAAAAUUAGAAUAAAACCGAAGAAGAUAACGUAGAAAAUUAAUAAUUUUUGUACUCGGCAAAGGUGUUAUCUAAUCUAAGCAUUUGCGCGCUUCGCACUACUUACCCACCUACUUACCAAACGGCGCAACAAACAACAUCAACAACAAACAAUCGCAACCUGCUUGCUAUCCGUGCUCGAUAYGCAGCGAAGUGUAUUAUAGAGUCACAGAGUCACCCAGCCAACUACUAAACACAGUUCACUCGCCGCCGGCGGUCAUUCUGUCAGUCAGUGUCAGAACGCGAGCGCGUUUGUUUGUCAACAGAACAAGUCAGUUGGUUUAGUUUCUCUGGCUGUUUCUUAAAUUUCUCACAACCAAGUAUAACGCAAACGCUAAGAAGCGUGUAGGCUUGCUCAUUCUGAGUGCGUCUAAUAGCGUGUAAUCAACGACAACAUAGUGAAGACGUAAAUUACCGCAACAAUACUGUCCGUUCCAUAGUUAUAAAACAAGCGAAACAAGUGCAAACGUCGAAAAUUCAUGCAAGCUUACAAUUACUAAUAUCUUUCUAAUAUUAAAAUAAUAUUUGCGUAUAUUUAAGGGCRAUUAAUUUUCAAAAUAAAAAUAAUUUAGUGAAGUGCGAAAGUGUUUCGAGCAGAAGUGCUAGUGAAAAUAUAAGAAGAAUAAUAAGUGCAAUCUCUCCAACAGCGAAGUAAUAUAGGCUGCUGAAAAUUAAGUGUGAAAUAAUAAAUUCUUCUGCAAAACCAAGAGGACAAACAAUAAAAUCGUAUUAAAGUACAAGAGGCUCAACGAACCACAUGAAUAUGGCCAUCAACAACAGUACAAAAGUGUCGCGAACGACAGCAAUCAGCAAGACAAGUGCAUCCAGUUCAUGCCGAUCCACGACRUGUGUCAAAAGCUGCAACACAUCCGUCAAGGCAACAGAUAUGCAAAAAUCUGGAAAGACAGCAAGUACAACGCUAAUAACAUCAUCUCCAGCAUUAUUCACAAUAUCGGCAGCAACGGCGGAUGGGAAAUUAGCGCGACCAACGCCACCGUCAACAUCGACAACUGCACCAACAACAACAGMAGGGCUCUCUACAACAUCCCUCAAGCUUCUUUACAAAUUCAUUAUAUUUGCCAUCUUGAUCUGCACGGCGCCGUCGCUGGUUAGCGCCCGACGGCAUGCGCCACUCUUGCUGGAAGAAUCGGAGGGUACACGCCGAAAUAAUAGACCAGUUGUUUCGGAAUGUCAGUUUGGCAAGACAGUGCGGGAGAUCGGCUCCACCUGGUUCGCAGAUCUUGGUCCACCAUUCGGUGUCAUGUACUGCAUCAGAUGUGAAUGUGUAGCGGUGCCGAAGAAGCGUCGCAUUGUUGUGCGCGUGCAAUGCAAGAACAUUAAACACGAAUGUCCACCAACAUUGUGCAGUGACCCAGUACAAUUGCCUGGCAAAUGCUGUAAAACGUGUCCUGGCGACAAAAAUGAUACGGACGUGUCUUUGGAUGUACCUGCUCCGGUAAACAUUGAAGAGGAGGAGCGCAACAUGAAGCAUUUCGCUGCUCUACUCACCGGCAGAACAUCACAUUUCCUAAAAGGAGAAGAAAUGAAGGCCAUGUAUGCGACAAGCACUUAUAAUCCACAAAAUAUUGUUGCCACUGGUCGCUUCUUGUUCCACAAGAAGAAUCUGUAUUACUCCUUCUACACCUCAUCGAAAAAUAAUCGCCCACGAACCAUACAAUUUGUUAACGACGCCGGCACCAUUCUCGAAGAGCAUCAACUGCAGRCGCCUCUUUCUGAUAUGCAAAGCGUGUAUCAAAAUGCCACUGGUAAGAUUUGCGGAGUAUGGCGUCGUGUUCCGCGUGAUUACAAGCGACUCCUGCGUGAUGAACGGCUACACGUUGUUUUGCUAUGGGGCAGAAAAGAUCAGAUUGAUCUCGCUCUAGGUGGAAAGAUCGGGUUGUACACCGCCUUACAGAAGGAAAUGUUCAGCUCAUUGCUGGAACCCGCACCAGGUACGAAAGCAACACUAAUGAAUGGGGCUGGUGGCACAGCUAUUGUGUCCACGACCAGUGGCGCGGCCGCCUCCGUACAUUUAACGCUUGUCUUCAAUGGUGUCUUUAGCUCCGAUGAAUAUUUGGAUUCCCCCAUUAAUAUACGAGUCGAAUCACCGGAUCGUAAAGAAAUCGUUUUAGACGAACUUCAAAAAGUACGUAAACCUUCGGCUGAGAUUAAUGUAUUGGAAAUAUCUUCGCCAAUAUCCAUACCGAUGUUGCGUUUAAUGUCACGUGGUAAAUUAUUGCUCACAAUAGAAUCGAAGAAAAACCCUCAUUUACGCAUACAAGGGUCCAUUAUCACACGUACUACUUGCGAGCUCUUCCAGACUUUACUCACCCCACACAAUGUAGAAUCGAAAACAAAGAGCAGCGGCUUAGCAUGGGUAUUUCUAAACACUGAUGGAUCUCUUUCAUAUAACAUCGAAACAGAUAACAUUAGCACAAAGGAUAGACCCGAAAUUAAUUUGAUGGAAGAUCUCGGCAAACGCAAGACCAUGCUAGAAAACCUUACACCAACAUUCAAUUUCAACCAAGCUAUUGGCACGAUCGACAAAUUAGGCCCAAAAGCACUGGAAUCAUUGUAUGAGGGUGACUUAGGAGUCAACAUAGCUAUUGAGAAUGAACCAAGUCUCAUACGCGGCCAUUUUGUACCCCGCCCCAUUGCAGAUGCCCGAGAUUCCGCUGAACCUAUUCUAUUGAAACGAGUAGAGAAUGCCACGACUGCACCAACGCACGCCAUGGGUAUGGCUUGGUUGGCCAUCGAUAAUGAAUGUAACUUACACUAUGAGAUAACGGUAAAUGGUUUUCAAUCGAWUUCGCAGGAUUUGCAAAUAUACCUCGAAGAAAAGCCAAUUGAAGCUAUAGGUGCACCGGUAACACGAAAAUUACUAGAGGAAUUCUCUGGUUCCUACAUGGAGGGUUACGUGCUCGGCAUGCCUUCCAACGAACUAGUCAAAUUGGAAAACAGCGUAUGCUACUUGGAAAUACACACAAAGGAAAGUAGUAGGCCACUUUUACGCGGCAAAUUGAAAUCCACAAAAGUGCCAUCCCAUUGUUUUCCCAUUCAUACGGAUAACAAUGUGCCAAAUGUACCUGGUGACCAUAGUGACAGUAAUCUUAUUGCCGCAGAUGCAAAAUGCUUCCAUUCAGGCCGGUUUUAUGAUGAGUCUGAACAAUGGCGUAAUGCAAAUGAUGUUUGCCAGAUGUGCGCCUGCCAACAUGGCCAACCCACAUGUGAGCCGAUCAAAUGUCCCACCAUACAAUGCAAACCCAACGAAGAGCUUGUACGACGUGACGGCGAAUGUUGUUCCAUGUGUCUUCCGCAGAGUAUUGCUAUUGAGACGGAAAGCGUUGCSGAGCAGAAUGUAAGGGGCUGCCGUUUAGGUGACCAAUUUCACUUGGCCGGUGCCAUUUGGCAUCCGUUUUUACCACCAAACGGCUUCGACACCUGCACCACCUGUACCUGUGAUGCAUUAACACUGGAAGUGCGUUGUCCACGCAUGGUCUGUCCACCAUUACCCUGCUCUGAGAAGGUCGCCUACCGUCCGGACAAAAAAGCCUGUUGCAAAGUAUGCCCUGAAAGCAAAUCUUCACGAGGUGACAAAGCCGGUCCUUCUAAUCCAAACGUACUGCAGGAUCAGGGGUCACAUAAGACAAUAUCCACUGAAGAGAUCCUCAGCCAAGGUGGCUGUAAAGUGUUAAAUAAGGUUUACGAGAAUGGACAGGAGUGGCACCCGAUUCUAGCAUCACAUGGCGAACAAAAAUGUAUCAAAUGUCGAUGCAAGGAUUCAAAGGUGAAUUGUGAUCGCAAGCGUUGCUCACGCUCUACCUGCCAGCAGACCCGUAUCUCAGCCAAGCGGAAAUUCUAUGAGAAACCCGGUGCCGGCAGUGCGAAUGCAAACGAGUCGGCCAUUGACGAGUGCUGCUCGACGCAGUGUCGACGCUCACGCCGCCACCAUCGACGCGCGCAUCAGGAUCGACCUGGCACCGUCGACGAACGACAGCAACAACAGUCAAAGCGAUUGCAGCAGCAAACAAAUUUAAACCGAAGCGGCAGCAACGGUCAUAGCAGCUGAGCGCUGCGUUCAAAUCGAAACCAUUUACAAAUACCUACAUAUAUUUAUAUAAUCGCGCGAAUAACAUUGUAAAAAGGAAAACAAAAUCGCUGUUUUCUUCUGAAGAAAAUACAAGUUUUUUGUGACUUUUUUAAACCAGAACUGAAACUGAAUAAGACGAAGCGAUGAACAUAUUUGAAAGCAGCACUGAAGCAAGGUUAUCCGAGGGUGAACGAAGAUUUACCCUCUAGGCGGUUAGCAAAAACAACAAGAAUAUUUAUAACAAAAGAAAGAAAAGAAAGAGUGACAUAAUUAAUGUAUUAUCCCGAUUAAAGCAAAAUUUAACCAUCAUAAUCCAGCAGUAAAUAUGGAAAUGUUAACGCAAAUGGAAGUAGAAUCAGACGUAGAAACUAAAGUGUAGUGCAGAAGUUGUAGAAGCAGAAGUAAGAUAGUUCAACGAUCCAGUAGCGGCUGCCAUUACAAAGUACAGAAUAAAAAAUACCUAAGGAAUACCAGUGCAGUUGCUUUAGGAUUCUAGCAAAUGUAGGAUUUCAGUAAAAAAAAAUUGUAUUCAGAAUAUAUAGCUUUUCAAAGCACUCUUCCAAAGACCAUAAAAAAAAUCUUAAAAAAGCUCUGAAUUGCAAGCGAAAUUCUUUUCAAGUAGUUUAUGAAUGUCGGAUCGAAUACCGAUUGAAGAUUUUAAGCACAAUGUUGGCUGUAGACUGAGAGUCAGAGAUCGGCGGCGGCAUAGAGAGA
Bactrocera latifrons is the source of this 6336-nucleotide messenger RNA. RefSeq names its product dorsal-ventral patterning protein Sog (gene sog). NCBI's taxonomy places the organism in Eukaryota, Metazoa, Arthropoda, Insecta, Diptera, Tephritidae. Gene Ontology annotation, molecular function: protein binding. Bases 2290 to 5601 code for a protein of 1103 amino acids. The record is from RefSeq and is a predicted model, not a curated record. The transcript has 7 exons.